This is a messenger RNA of Prunus dulcis (almond), 1154 nucleotides long. RefSeq lists its product as uncharacterized. The record is from RefSeq and is a predicted model, not a curated record. The transcript has 6 exons. Gene Ontology annotation, biological process: exonucleolytic trimming to generate mature 3'-end of 5.8S rRNA from tricistronic rRNA transcript (SSU-rRNA, 5.8S rRNA, LSU-rRNA). Bases 111 to 1100 code for a protein of 329 amino acids. NCBI's taxonomy places the organism in Eukaryota, Viridiplantae, Streptophyta, Magnoliopsida, Rosales, Rosaceae. Gene Ontology annotation, molecular function: nucleic acid binding; 3'-5'-RNA exonuclease activity.
GCUUGACUGACUGGUCUUUCCUUACAUAAUUUCAUUUCACGAUUACCCGCCAAGAGGCCGUUGAGCAAAACCCGAAACACAGAGCGACGGAGACACAAAGACAAAGCAGCAUGGCAUUUGCCAGAGUCAGACUUACCACUCUGCCAAUGAUUCCUUCACUCUUCUCAAUAACUCUCAAACCCUUCCUUCACAUUCCUCACCCCCUCCCUCCUCCAAUGCGUUCCCUCUUCAUUCCCUUUGCCUCUCUCUCUGCUUCCCAAACCCAUCACGACCCAUCAGCUCCUUCGGUCCCGUCGUAUCCGAGAAAGAGCAGCCAACCAUGGAAGCCCAUGUGUUUGUAUUACACGCAAGGGAAAUGCACUAUGAUGGAGGAUCCUACCCACUUGGAGAAAUUCAAUCAUGAUUGCUCCAGAGAUCUUCAAGUGACAAAUUACAUGUCACACCGCAUCUGCUCUCAAAACUUAGAUUAUUUUCUUGUGCUUGAUUUGGAGGGAAAAAUUGAAAUUCUUGAGUUUCCUGUUCUGAUGAUUGAUGCAAAUACCAUGGAUGUCGUGGAUUUUUUCCACAGAUUCGUGAGGCCGUCCGAGAUGAGCGAGAAAAGAAUAAAUGAAUAUAUUGAAGGAAAGUAUGGCAAAUUUGGAGUUGAUCGUGUUUGGCAUGAUACAGCUAUACCAUUUAAGGAUGUUCUUCAACAAUUUGAAGCCUGGCUAAUUCAGCAUCAAUUAUGGGGAGAAGAGUUGGGUGGGUGCCUUAAUCGAGCAGCAUUUGUAACUUGUGGAAACUGGGAUUUGAAAACAAAAGUUCCUGAGCAAUGCAAAGUGUCAAGGAUGAAGCUUCCGUCAUAUUUUAUGGAAUGGAUCAAUCUCAAAGAUGUCUAUCUAAAUUUUUACAAGAGGAGGGCAACGGGAAUGAUGACAAUGAUGAAGGAGCUUCAUUUACCAUUGUUGGGAAGUCACCAUCUUGGAUUCGAUGACUCAAAGAACAUUGCAAGGGUAGUGCAACACAUGCUUGCUGAUGGUGCACUUAUAGAAAUUACCGCAAGGAGGAAUCCUGAUUCUCUUGAGAAGGUUGAAUUUCUAUUCAAGAACAGAAUAAGGUAGCUGAUUCUAGUUGGAUUUAUUCAAAAAUUGUUAACUGUAAAAAACAAAAUAUUU